AUGUGUGACGACCCACUGCGCGACAGAAGCGCUGAAAACCGAGCAGUCGUCAUCGUCUUGGCGGUCCUUUCUGCUUGCAUGGUCCUAUUGCGGAUUAUCCAGAAGCUUUUGGGACCUUCCGAGAACCGAUUCGGGCUGGACGACAUUUUUUUAUUCACCACGAUGAUUGUGUUUCAACCAAGCGCAAUUAUCGUCGUUGCGAGUCUCAUACCCAGCGGCAUGGGACGAGACGUUUGGACUCUAUCAUUUGGCACCAUUUCCGAAUUUGGGAAGUACUUUUGGGUGGGCGAGCUCUUCUAUUUCAUCGCAUCAGCACUACUCAAACUAUCAUUCCUCUUCUUCUACCAAAGGAUAUUUCCUGGCCGUAGGGUUCAACUCCUCAUCCGGAUAACGAUCAUCGUAGAUGUUCUAUGGGGCACAGCAUCUUUGGUCAGUGCAAUAUUCCAGUGCUGGCCAAUAUCAUAUUUUUGGCUCUUCUGGGAUGAUGAGCGCUCAGGGCAUUGCACCAACAGAGUCUGGGUAGCAUCUGCCAACUCUAUAAUCAGCAUUGUUCUCGAUGUUUGGAUGAUUACCAUACCUUUGUCACAGCUCUAUGGCCUCAAAAUGGCGUGGGUGAAGAAGACGGGCGUAGCACUCAUGUUUUGCCUAGGUACACUCGCAACAGUCGUAUCGAUCAUAAGGCUUCGAUUCCUCCUUAUCAUCGAUGAAAAGAAUAAUCCUACCUGGGACUUUUGGGAUCCUAUCAAGUGGCAUCGUCUGCUCUUGCAUCCCGUCCAUGCGCUUUUUCCUUAUUCGCCUAUUGCCAAGCGUGUUUGGCUCAUCGCACGAUCGAUCCCAUGGGGCCAACCAGUACGGAGAAAGUUCAAGAAGAAGCGGGCUCUCGGGAUUUACAGUGGCUCAAGAAAGCCAGGCGAAAGCAACGCGACCAAUUGCACGACGAUCUUUACGACUCACAACGACUCCGAAGCUAAAGACGACGACGAAGUAGAAUUGGUACAUAUGCGCCAGAGUGAUAAGAGUGGCGGAGGAAGUGUCGCUACAUCGGUCGAAACCCCCAGUCGAUACGAAGCUUGA
This is a messenger RNA of Parastagonospora nodorum SN15, 1074 nucleotides long. RefSeq lists its product as hypothetical. The record is from RefSeq and is a predicted model, not a curated record. The transcript is spliced from 3 exons. The coding region runs from base 1 to 1074 and encodes 357 amino acids. NCBI's taxonomy places the organism in Eukaryota, Fungi, Ascomycota, Dothideomycetes, Pleosporales, Phaeosphaeriaceae.